Aphanomyces astaci is the source of this 1214-nucleotide messenger RNA. RefSeq lists its product as hypothetical. NCBI's taxonomy places the organism in Eukaryota, Oomycota, Saprolegniomycetes, Saprolegniales, Verrucalvaceae. Gene Ontology annotation, molecular function: oxidoreductase activity, acting on single donors with incorporation of molecular oxygen, incorporation of two atoms of oxygen. Bases 57 to 746 code for a protein of 229 amino acids. The record is from RefSeq and is a predicted model, not a curated record. The transcript is spliced from 4 exons.
CACCUCGUACGCUGGUAUGUGGGCUCUUUUGAGUUGGUUGCUCGGACUUGGACAUCAUGUCGCGAUGCCUGACCGUCCAUAGGCACAUGGAAGUGGCGGCCAUUCAUGCGAAGAAGGCUCGGACGGCGUUGGCAGCGGACGACGCUGACGCGAUCCUGCCGCCGUCACCUGCCACGGCCCCUGUCGCCGCAGGAGACGCGACGGAUCCUGCUGCCAUCACCCUCAAGCUGUUCCAAACGGACAGCAGCAACACACUUCCCUGCGUCCACGCGCUCAUAAAAGCGCAUUACCAUUCCAUGCGAAGCCUGCGUCAUGUCCUCGUGCCUCCGCCGCCGGCGCUGCCGCUGCAGUUUGAAGGACUGACAUCCCAGCAAGUCGAGCAACUCACUGGUCCCAUUCGCGACGUAUGCGAGUCCCUGACCACCCGAGACUGUACGUUGUCGCAUGCCAUUUCCCUGUUGGUUCUAACGUGGCGAUGCAGUUUCGAUGGUGCUUCCCACAUCUUCCAACGUCCACCUCAUGGGGUCGGAUGUGUUUUACGUGAGUUUGUACCACGGCGAGACCAUGAUGAUGGGCAUCUUCUUUAUGCCGCCACAUGCCGUGAUUCCUCUGCACGACCAUCCGUGCAUGUCGGUCGUGUCCCGCGUCUUGUACGGCGCGGUGCACUUGAAAGCGUACUCGAUCGUGGACGCCAACAGCACCGACGACGACGGCCACCACGCGCUCUUGGCUCGCCGGUCCCGUGAUAAACUCCUUCAAGGUAUACACGACCUACCUAUAAUAAUAGUAAUAAUCCUGGGGAUAAGAGGUGAUGGUUUUGUGUCUGGAUGAGCUAGCCCCGUGCACAAUGGAACUGAGUCCGUCGCAUCACAACAUCCACGAACUGGUCGCGGCGGGAGACAUUGGAUGCGCCAUCUUUGACGUGAUGAUACCCCCCUACGACGAGUACGACCAAUGCAUCAUCUUCCUUGGGAUAAUACUAUAUGUGUGUUGGUUGACUCAUAUGUAUGUAGCCACCACCGCCACGGCAACGAUUACAGUCUGGUGGGGGUGCACAAUAGUAGCAGUAGUAGUAAUAGUAGUAGCAGUAGUAGUAGUCCCGACGACGUUGACGCCGCCCUGUAUGUGAUGAGGCGAGUAUUUAAACCAGCCACGUCGAAUUAAUAUCAUAGCACCGCUGAAUUACAUAUAUAUAUAUAUAUGUAUGUAUCCUA